This is a messenger RNA of Nematolebias whitei (Rio pearlfish), 3260 nucleotides long. Its product is annotated as autism susceptibility gene 2 protein. The record is from RefSeq and is a predicted model, not a curated record. Lineage: Eukaryota; Metazoa; Chordata; Actinopteri; Cyprinodontiformes; Rivulidae.
ACAGACAGUGACCAAGAAGACAAGGUUUCCGAUGCCAGUUCAGAGAAAUUUUUCAGCACAGCUGCAAUUAAAGAGCUGCAGAGACCCUCAACCCCCUGAAAAUAGCCCCACAAGCCCAAGCUUGUCCCCCCAAACCCUUCCUUUGCCACAACCCCAGACCCUGUCCCCUCUUCGAACUCAAGCAAACAGUUCCAGCCAGGUUCCGGUUUCGACCCACCCGCUCCCUCCCUCAGAGGCUCCCCCCAGGCCUCAGACCCCUGCAGCCCUGCCUCUUCCCCAGGGCCAAGUGCCCUCGCCAAACCAUCUUCCCCGACCCCAACCGGACCAGCCUAUUCACAGCAGGCCUCAGCCUGCGCAGAGUCUUCACCCACACCCACCGUCUCCUGCGCUCCCUAAUCACCACCCACACCAACAGCACCCGACUCAGGCGGGGCCUCACCGGCCCCCGUCACGCUGCCAGCCCCGGCCUCUCUCUGCCUACAACGGCCACAGCAGCAGCAGGAGCAGCACCCCCAGCACCAAGCUCCACGGGCCUGCUCCCUCCCAGCACCUUCCCCACCACCCGCCUGCCGCCUCUACCUUCCCCCUGCCUCUGGCUGCCAACCACAGCAGCCCCGGCUUCCCCCCUGCCUUGCAGCCCUCGCCACAUCCCCAUCAUCCCAAUAUGUUUGCGACUCCAGCUGCAUUGCCUCCACCGCCACCACUGACGUCUAGCGCCUUGCCAGUACCUGGACAUCCUGCUGCUGGGAGUGCUUACUCUGAGCAAGACCUUCUGCGUCAGGAGCUCAACACACGUUUCCUGGCCUCCCAGAGCGCAGACCGCGGCGCCUCGCUGGGCCCGCCGCCCUACCUGCGCACCGAGUUCCACCAGCACCAGCACCAGCAUCAGCACCAACACACCCACCAGCACACGCACCAGCACACCUUCACGCCCUUCCCCCACGCCAUCAUGCCCACCCCAGCACCGCCCAUGGUGCGUACCCCUGCCAGAAAUUUUGACAAAUACCCAACAAAAGUUGACCCCUUCUACAGACACAGUCUCUUCCACUCAUACCCACCAGCCAUGUCUGGCCUUCCUCCUGUCAUCCCCCCGACCGGGCCCUUCAGCUCGCUGCAGGGGGCCUUCCAGCCCAAGACCUCCAACCCCCUGGAUGUUUCCAGCAGACCUGGAGCCAUCCCACAGACAUUUCUACAGAAGGACCCCCGGCUAACGGAUCCGUUUCGGCCCAUCCUCAGGAAACCAGGGAAGUGGUGUGCCAUGCACGUUCAUAUCGCCUGGCAGACGUACCACCACCAACAGAAAGUAAAGCAGCAGAUGCAGGUCGACCCUCACAAGCUAGACUUCGGCCUCAAGCCUGAGUUUCUUAGUCGACCUUCGGGCCCCAGCCUCUUUGGAGCCAUCCAUCAUCCCAGCGACUUGGCUCGGCCCGCCACGCUCUUCUCUGCUGCAGGUCCUACACACCCAUCAGCUGCUGCCUUUGGUCAUCCACCCCAUCAUCCUGGGAACUUCCUAACCCCAGCAUCACACUUGGAGCCUUUCGGUAGGCCGCCAUCAUUUGGAGGACUAGGAUCUCUCAGUUCGUCAGCUUUUGGGGGUCUAGGAAAUCCAGCACUCAAAUCCCUACCAGUGGCCAACUCUAUGUUUGGCCACAAAGAUGGCCCCAGUCCGCAGCAGCACUUCAGCAGCAGUGGGAACAGCAACCACCAGGAGCCGUGGAACCGCCUGCACCGCACGCCGCCCUCCUUCCCUACGCCGCCUCCCUGGCUGAAACCUGGAGACUCUGAGCGGAGCGCCUCCGUCAGCUCACAUGACCGAGACUCUGACAAACGGGACUCGUUGCUUGGUAAAGAUGACAAAGACAGGGAUUCUUUAGAAAAGCGUCAUCCAAGCCAUCCAUCCCCGGUUCCUGUACAUCCCGUCAACCUCCUGGGUCACAGCCGGCCCCCUGAGCACCACAGAAACCAGCUGCCGCCUUCAUCCGGAGAGCCUCAGAGGGACAAGGAGAACAAGGCCAAAGACCGGGAGAGGGAGCACUUGGACUCUUGGAAAGACAACGGAGCAGAUGACCACAAACUCAAAGACAGCCAGCACAGUGACAAGGACACGCCUGUCAUCCAUGAUGGCAGAGUGUCCGAGGACAAAGUGUCCAACAGGGGGACCACAUCACCUUACGUUCGUCAGACCAGUCUGGAGCGUCCCAACGGAGGCCUGAGCAGGGACAUCCUAGAGAAGAAAGCCGAGCUGUCGUACGAACAGCAGAAGAAGAAUAACGAGGUGAAGGUAAAGGAGGAGAAGAAGGAAGAGCAGGACGCAACCACAGAGAGACAAAGUGAGCCCCCACCACAGGCGUCCUCCACACCCACCCUCCCCCCUCCCUCCUCAAUGCCUCUGCCCAUGGGCAUGGCUGGUGUCCACCCCAUCAACAGCAUCAGCAGCUUAGAGAGAACUCGUGUCGUGGCCCCCUUCAUGGGUACGAGUCCCAUCGCCGGAGCGGAGAGGUUCCCCUACCCCGCCUUCCACUGGGACCCAAUGCGGGACCCCUACAGGGGUCUGGACAUUCACAGACGGGAUCCUUUGGCCAGGGACCUGCUGCUAAGGAACGAUCCUCUGCACCGGCUGGCGGUGCCGCGCCUCUAUGAGGUGGAGCGCUCCUACAGGGACCGCGAGCCCCACGACUUUAACCGUGACCACGCCCACUCUCUGGUGAUGGAGCAGAGGAGGGAGCAGGAGCGGGCCCAGAUGGAGGAGCGAGAGCGCCUCAACAUGCUCAGAGAGGACUACGAGCACGGGCGCCUCCACCCCCCCAUGCAUCAUCCCGCCCUGGAUGGCCACCUCCCCCACCCUGCCCCGGGCCUCAUGGCCCCUGGACUCCCGGGCAUGCACUACUCCAGGGUGAGCCCCUCGGCGGCAGCAGCUGCUGCAGCUGCUCAUCACAACAGCCUCCUGAACAAAACACCCCCCACGGCGUCUUUAAGCGCUCCCCCCCCUCUCAUCCCCACACUGGGUGCCCGACCUGGCUCGCCCAGACGGACUACACCCCUGGCCACAGAUAUCAGAGACAGAGCGGCACACAAAGACAUCGAGGCUCGGUGAGCUGAGCCCCCCCCCACCCCCCCAGUCCUGUGCCUCACCAACAUUUAACUCACACCAAGCACUUAGCUUUGGACAAAGCAAGACUGUAACAUAGCUGUGAAUAAUUUAUGUGGGCAGAUGAAAGCCCAAAAUUGUUUUUGUAUAAAACUAUAAAGAAGACACCCCC